AUAAUGAGUAGUUGGUGAUAAUUUUCAAAUUUCAAUUGCUUCUUCUUGAUGAAAAACCAACCCCUCUACCCUCUCAUUUACUUCAAUCCAUUUUCUCAUUCCCAUUUCUCACCUCAUCUCCGCGUUCAUCCUCCUCCCAGUUUUGUAGAUGGGGGAUGAAAGCCCUAAUUACACAGUGGAUGACGCACUUGUGGCCAUGGGAUUUGGAAAUUUCCAAAUUCUUGUGCUUGCUUAUGCUGGGAUGGGCUGGAUUUCAGAAGCAAUGGAAAUGAUGCUUCUCUCUUUCGUAGGACCAGCUGUGCAGUCUGCUUGGGGUCUUUCUUCUCAUGAAGAGAGCCUAAUAACUAGUGUAGUUUUUGCUGGCAUGCUAGUUGGGGCAUAUUCAUGGGGCAUUGUUUCUGAUAGCCACGGUCGAAGGAAGGGAUUCCUCAUCACAGCAGUGGUGACUUCUGCAGCCGGUUUUCUAAGUGCUUUUGCCCCAAAUUAUAUUUCAUUGAUUAUUCUUCGUUGUUUGGUUGGUCUUGGUUUGGGAGGUGGUCCUGUACUCUCAUCUUGGUUUUUAGAGUUCAUUCCUGCUCCAAAUAGAGGCACUUGGAUGGUUAUUUUUUCAGGUUUCUGGACUGUUGGAACGAUUCUUGAGGCUUCACUUGCAUGGUGUGUCAUGCCAACAUUGGGUUGGAGGUGGUUACUUGCACUGUCUGCUCUUCCUUCAUUGCUUCUGCUUAUAUUCUAUAGGGUGACACCCGAGUCACCAAGGUAUUUAUGCCUGAAAGGUAGGACAACCGAGGCACUUAGUGUUUUGGAGAAAAUAGCAAGAAUGAACCGAGCAGAACUACCUCCUGGCAUUCUUGUUUCUGAUCACCAAGUAGGGGUACCUGAGAAUAGUAAUCCAUCAGAAGAUACGAAGUUGCUCUCACCAGAAGCAGAUUCUGGCCCAAGUCAUAAGGAUAUAGAUUCUAAUGUGGGAGGCAUCUCAUCACUGUUUAUGCUUCUGUCCCCAAAAUUACUCAGAUCAACACUCCUCUUGUGGAUGGUAUUCUUUGGGAAUGCAUUUUCAUAUUAUGGCCUCGUGCUGCUGACCUCUGAGCUGAACAAUGGACAGAAUAAAUGUGGGGUGGCUGAGUUGCAGUCUGAAAAGACCCAGGAUAUUAAUUACAAAGAUGUUUUUAUCACCAGUUUUGCAGAAUUCCCUGGGCUCCUUUUGUCAGCUGCCACAGUAGAUAUACUUGGUCGCAAACUGUCAAUGUCAGCAAUGUUCUUCCUCUGUUGUAUUUUCCUGCUCCCAUUGGUAUUCCAUCAGCCUCAAGGUUUGACAACAGCUCUUCUGUUUGGAGCUCGCAUAUGCAUUACAGUAACCUUUACAGUUGUCUACAUAUAUGCUCCAGAGAUAUACCCAACAUCUGUCAGAACAACAGGCGUUGGAGUUGCAAGCUCAGUUGGAAGGAUUGGUGGGAUGUUAUGCCCUCUUGUUGCAGUUGGUUUGGUGCAUGGAUGCCAUCAAGCUGCUGCAGUCAUUCUCUUUGAAAUUGUAAUCUUUAUUUCUGGGAUCUGCGUAAUACUCUUCCCAUUCGAAACCAAGGGCCGGGAAUUGAAAGAUACUCUAUCUAGCUCAGAUCAAGUCAAUUCUAUAUUAUAAACUCAAACAAAGUACACCAGGAGCUCUCCUCCCCCACAUACUCUUAACACAACAGUUGUUUACAAAAGGUUGAAGAUGAUCUCUUCUGCCUCCCUACUAUAGGUAUGUUUUUCUUCUACACUUUGUGUAUUCAUAUGUGAAUAGUCAUAUUUCUGCAUUUCUAUUCUGAAUUGAGAGCUUUCUUUUUUCCUGCUAUUCAUGCUUCCAUGUUACAUUUUUUUUGUAUCACUUGAUCUAUAAAAGACUCGAAAGCUGUGUUAUGUUCUACUGAUAUAAUUUGAGGAAUUAUUCCCAGUAGAAUGUCAGAAAAUAAUGGUUGAUACUUGCUUGAUUCUAAGCA
Messenger RNA from Vitis riparia (riverbank grape), 1976 nucleotides. Its product is annotated as organic cation/carnitine transporter 7. Gene Ontology annotation, molecular function: transmembrane transporter activity. Gene Ontology annotation, cellular component: membrane. Lineage: Eukaryota; Viridiplantae; Streptophyta; Magnoliopsida; Vitales; Vitaceae. The record is from RefSeq and is a predicted model, not a curated record. Bases 149 to 1636 code for a protein of 495 amino acids. The transcript has 6 exons. Gene Ontology annotation, biological process: transmembrane transport.